Molecule: messenger RNA, 813 nt
Organism: Colletotrichum karsti
Lineage: Eukaryota; Fungi; Ascomycota; Sordariomycetes; Glomerellales; Glomerellaceae
Exons: 2
Coding region: 1-813 (270 amino acids)
Source: RefSeq, a predicted model, not a curated record
AUGGCAUACAAGAUUUUGCACAGGAAAUGGCUUCUCAGGCCGUGGAUGUGGGCGAUAUUCCCCCUCGAACUAGCGGGUCUCGUCCCAAUCCUCGUCCUCUUCGGCAUCGCCCAGCCAGACCUGUACAGGACCAAGAUGUGGGAGAUCGGACACGCCUACGGCUUCAACUCGAACCCCAAAAUGAUCCUCUACGCAUACGCAAACUAUGAGCCGCUACCCAAGGUCCCGCUCGUGUGGACGCGAACACUCACCGACUUCAACGUCGCCCUCUCCGUGAUCACCCUCUUCCUCCUCCUCACCAAGCUCGUCUUCUUCAUCAUGAAGUUCUGGUUCCCCCUCCUCGCCGUCUUCAUCAACGUCGCCAUGGUCGCCAUGUACACCGUCUCCGUCUACGGCCAGAUGGGGCCCGACCACGCCGACCCCCGCCACCCCUCCAACGUCGCCUGGUACAUCUCCAAGUCGUGCGACCUCGCCACCCCCUUCAAGGCCAAGAAGUCCUGCCUGCUCGCCAAGGGCACCUUCGCCGUCACCGUCUACAUGCUCUUCCUCUUCCUCGUCAGCCUGGGCAUCGCCGUCUACACGUGCCUGCCCAACAAGUGGGACAAGGUCGACGGCGACGGCGACGACGAGGAGGCCGCGGGGCCGACGGGCAGCGACGGCAGCUCGCCCGUCGACCCGAAGGAGGCGCGCGAGUGGGAGAUGAGGGAUAUGAUGAAGGGGCCCCCGACGCCCCGGGUCGUGCCAUAUACGCCGCGGACGAUGGCGUUUCACACGCUCGAUCGGAGGUUGCCCCUGAGGCAGCAGUACGGUUGA